Molecule: messenger RNA, 690 nt
Organism: Ceutorhynchus assimilis (cabbage seed weevil)
Lineage: Eukaryota; Metazoa; Arthropoda; Insecta; Coleoptera; Curculionidae
Source: the annotation of a GenBank genome assembly
CUUGUCAAUUAAUUUCCUUUAUUUUUAGUUAAUUAUUUGUUUUUCUUUUAUAGAUGACUCCAUACUUGGCUGUAUUUGUUUUCAGCUGCAUCAUGUACGCAACUGCAUUUCCUGAACCCAGCCCAGUCUACGACCCUAGUAAUCCAGCUAAAAUAAUUCGUCCUAUCUACAGACCCGACAAUCCACCACCAGUCAUUCACCCAACAUACAAUCCAAAAUAUCCACCAAAGUUCAUCAGAGUCAGAAGAUUUACUGACGGUGGCAUCAGAUUUGAGAACCCACAACAACAACAAGCGAAGCCCUCUUGGGAAGUUAAACCUGAUUUGAGCAGAGAUAGACAGGGCAAUACCAAUGCUAAGGUUGACGUUCAAAACCAUGGACAGAAUCAUGAUUUUGGAGCUGGGUAUGAACAAACCAUUAGAGGACCCGGCAAACAUUCUGAAACUUGGCACGUUGGUGGAAGUUAUAAAUGGUAGAUGAAUGCUUCUGUUUGUGAAUAUUUUUAACAAUUAAUAACUUUUAAUAAAUAUAUUUUUUUUCCUAAAAAGGUAAUUAUUUUUCUAAAUUCUUUUGAUUCAGUGCAAAAAUUAGUGUUAAUAGCAGCAGGAGCUGCGCGCACAAUAGGGAGAUUUUGGACCAGUGAAAAUAACAUCAAAAAUUACAGAAAUAUUCGUUAACUUUAAUUACAUU